UAGAAAAACAGCCACACACGCACUCCAGGCAGCCUCAUAUGACGGUGCAUUUAUACGGAUUUCUACCCCUCUUUGUUUUUCUCCAUGCAAGGGACCAACGUUCUAUAGCGUUAUCUAGAUGCAAUUUAGAAAUUCUAAUUUUCCUGAAAUGUGAGUUUGGAUUCUGGAACGUGAAGCCUACAAGUGCGUAAAGUGGCCAGUGUUAUUUAUUCGGCGAAUGCCCCCCUUCUCUCAGUCUCCUCGUGAAUCAUGUCACGCCGGAAGCAGAAACGACCCCAGCAGCUAGUUAACUCGGACCAGGGGGGCACGCGGAUACUAUCGCACGACGACCAGCUGUCAGCAAAGUCACCGUCCACGUCUCUGGGCUCCGAACUGACCUCCUCUGGGUCCUCAUCGUCCUCCCCCACCUCCCUCGAAGAUCGCCAGCCCCCCCUGGCCCCUCGGCCGUCACCUGGGGGUCUCCACGCACCCUCCCUCCCCAGCGAGAGCUCUUCGCCCCCCCACUGGCCCAGCCACAUCGCCCCCUAUACCACCUCCCUCCCCAACACCCACUCAUCCCUCUCUCCAGACUUCCCUCACCCCUCCUUAUCCUCCCAGACCCAAUCCCUGCCACUCAACCUCAAUCAGACAUCGGGCCACACCCUCUCCCAUCAGGCCCACUCCCACGCCACUAUGACCUCACCACAGAUGGGCAGCUCUGCCACCACCACUACCUCCUCCUUGUCCUCCUCCCUCCCUCCCCGCCAGGAGAGCACCAGUCCUGGGCAUCAGAACGGCUCCAGCCCCCCGGUGCCGGGGCAAGGCCAGAUCCAGGUGCCCCUGACCCUGGCUGUGGUCCUGGAGGAGCUGAGGGUGCUGCAGCAGAGGCAGAUCCACCAGAUGCAGAUGACCGAGGAGAUCUGUAGGCAUGUUCUCCGGCUAGGAGGGGCCAUCUAUACCCAAGACACCUCCCAGGCUGGUAGUGGAGAGAACCACCAAAGAUCCACAGCAGGAUCCCCCUCCCCAACACACCAUCCCUAUUCAGCCCCUGUCCCAUCCUCGGCCUCCCCUCUCCUGGCCUGCCUCCCCUCCCUCCUCCCCCAGCUUGCUGUCACCAAGCCCAGCCUCUCCUCUCACAGUAAUGGGACCAGAGCACCACACUCUACCUCGCCCUCCACCACUUGGAGCUCCUCGAUAGCCUCCUCCAUGCAUCCUCUGUCCCUGGGUCUACCCCCGCGCUAUCUCCAUGAGAAAUCCUCCAACACCUCCCUGUUCGGCCACAGCAACGGGGUCAGCUUCCCCACCCCGCCCCUCCCCACGACCAGCCACUCCCAGGACCACCUGCUGCUGUCCAGUUCCUCCUCGGCCGGGUCCUCAUCUGCAGGGCGUCCACAGCAUGCCUGUAAGUUUUGUGGUAAGGUCCUGAGCAGCGAUUCCUCGCUACAAAUCCACCUGCGCUCCCACACGGGGGAGAGGCCAUACCUUUGUCCUGUCUGCCUCAGCCGUUUUACCACCCGCGGGAACCUCAAGGCCCACUUCCUGCGCCACCGUGAGCAGAACCCGGAGUUGUCACUCUCGCUGCUCCCUCCGGCUCUGGAGCAGCCCGCUCCUGUCGCCACCACCGCAGGCCAGAGACGCAGGAAGCGCCGGGCGGAAGAUGAGGAGCCACCGUUCGGUGGCGUGAAAGGAAUGACAGAAGGAAUGGCGCUCAGUUUCCUGUCUGGGGCGUCUCCUCGGCCUUCCCCAUCAUCUAUACCUAUGCCACCCAGUAUGGACAUGGCGCUGUUGUCCACGGCUCACUCCCUGCUACAGCUGAACAGGGCCUCCGCUGCAGCAUCCAGCGCCUCGGGUAGUGUGUUACCUUCAUCAUCAUCAUCAUCCUCCUCCAUGGGUGGCCAGUUCAAAGGGGUGAAGCAGCAGAGGUUUGAUGAGAACACCCCUCCACACUCCACCAUCCAUCCAGGCUCCCCCUACUCCCAGCUGGCCCACUUCCCCAAGAUCCUCUUCCCCGGAGGACCCUCGCCCCACCACCUUGCCCUCCUCUGUCCCCCAGGGACCCACACCACUGCCUCCCAGCUCCCCUACCCUCCCUACUCCAAACCCCAGACGUCCUCCCCCUCGUCCUCCUUCACCCAAACCUCCGACACCUCCAAGUUGCAGCGGCUGGUCAUGACACUGGAGAAGCAGCACCAGGGAGGGGGCCAGUCGUCCUCCUGCGGCCAAGCAGACGGCUCCUCAAACAGGGACACCCACGGCCACGACCUGACCACCAGCUCCAACGCCUACCGCAGGGAGAUGAUGGCAGCGCUGGGCCUCAACCCCAACCCUGGGGCCAUGGUGAGCAGCAACAGCCAGGGACAGGAUCUCCCAGGAUCCACCAAUCCCGCCCUGGCCCCUAACCAGUGUUGUGUGUGCCUGCGGGUGCUCUCCUGCCCCAGGGCCCUGAGUCUCCACCAGGCCACUCACCUGGGCGAACGCCCCUUCCCCUGUAAGCUGUGUGGACGCUCCUUCUCCACUAAGGGAAGCCUGAGGGCCCACCUCGCCACCCACCGCGCCCGUCCGGCCAACUCCCGCACCCAGAACUCCUGUCCGCUGUGCCCGCGCAAGUUCACCAAUGCCCUGGUGCUGCAGCAACACAUCCGCAUGCACCUGGGUGGUCAGAUACCCCCGGGGGGAGAGGGGGAGGAAGGCCCAAAUAUGCCCCAAGAGGAUCCCACUGAUCUGAGCCAAAUGACCACAGCCUCUCCAUCCAAACCCUGCCUUCAAGGCCUCCAACCCCUGGCCUUAUCAAUGACCAGCUCCAUCUCUAACCCUAACCUGCUGGUCAGCAGCUUGGACUCAGGAGGGCCAGCGACCAAGGAAUCCCAUGCAGCUGACCCGAGCCCCCAUAUAGAGGGAGAGUCUGAACCCUCACCCUCAACAGCCAGCAUUAGCCCACCUCUGACCCAUAAUCCCUCCCCAGAAGACCCCAUGCUCCUGGGGCAAAGAUCUGAGUCUGACGACGGCCCCGCUGGAGCCUCCAUAGAAGACUCGCAAGACUCCCCAGCUGACCUCUCUAACACCAGCCCAAGUAGGCGACCAUCCGCGACCAGCUCCCAGCCCGCCUCAGUGGUGAAGGGUGAGGCAGAGGAGAAGGAAAACGUCCCUCUCGCCCUCUGUCCCCCCAGACCAGGUGUGGAUACUGAUAGCAGUAGGUCAGGAGGGCUCACUAACGGCUCUGGGUCAACCACAGAGAACCAGACCAACUCUCCAGAUGGACUCCUCCUCAGCCUUGAAUCUGAAUCCACCCUGAACUCCCCUGCCACCCUCACCCCAUCCCUACCACCCUCACCCCCUCCCCCUAAAGAAGCUCCAGAGCCAGCCCCCCAGGCCUCCAGUAUCACCCCACAGGAGCCCAGUCCUGAAGGGGAGGUGGCCCAAUCUGAAGGGGAGAGCGAGGGCACAGCACCCAGAGAUACCUCAUCAGUAAUGGGGCUUGAGAGUGAGAAGGAGACCCCUAGCUCCACAGAGGAGAGCGAUAGGGCUCCAAAGGUACCAGAGGCCUCCCAGCUAGCCACCCCAGCCUCAACGCCCUCCAAACCCUACUCCUGCACCAUGUGUGGGAAGGCAUACGCCAGCCGCAGUGGAUUAAAGGGACACAUGAAGACACACCCUGUGUUGACCAACGUCCCCACCGAGACUUCUCCUCCCGCCACCCUGACCAAUGACACUGUGGAGGAUCCGAGUUCUCUCUCAGCCAAUGGGAACACUGGAGAGAAGGAUGAAAAGGAACGAUUGGCCAAAUCUCCUGAGAAACUUGUUACCUUAGAAGAUCAGCCAAUCACUGCUGGUUCUGGGGAGGAAGCAGAGCAACCUGCGGACACUACUGAGUAAAAAGGCAUAUGAUUGGCUGCUGAA
This is a messenger RNA of Coregonus clupeaformis (lake whitefish), 3876 nucleotides long. RefSeq names its product sal-like protein 4. Gene Ontology annotation, cellular component: nucleus. The record is from RefSeq and is a predicted model, not a curated record. The coding region runs from base 250 to 3852 and encodes 1200 amino acids. NCBI's taxonomy places the organism in Eukaryota, Metazoa, Chordata, Actinopteri, Salmoniformes, Salmonidae. Gene Ontology annotation, molecular function: RNA polymerase II cis-regulatory region sequence-specific DNA binding; DNA-binding transcription factor activity, RNA polymerase II-specific. The transcript has 3 exons. Gene Ontology annotation, biological process: regulation of transcription by RNA polymerase II.